CACACACUUCCAUCCUGAACACUGCCAGCUUUCUACGAAACAUCACAAAACAUUUACAAUUUUUGCCCACCGCUACACAGUCGGCAAUCAUGGCUACAGCAUCUGUAUCGACACCCCUCAAGUCCCAUGCAGGACUCUUCUCCGCCCGUACUGCCGGCGGGCGGAUGCCCUUGACUCCUUCCCCGCGUCAGCGUUCUGCUGCGGUGAACGUAAACUCGACACCGUACACGCCCGAGAGGACGGGCAACGACGAUCAGCGGGUCGUGUCUAAGUCGGUUUAUGGUGGCAACCUUGCUGCCCAUUUUGCGAAGUCCAAGAGCCACCGAGAGUCCCCCAAGUCAAACAUUGCGCGAGUCGUCUCGACGCCGCGAAAAGCCCUGGAGCUCGGUGUUUCCGACUUUGCACUGACCGGAACCGGCGCCCAUGUCAAGACACCACCCGGCAACAAGACGAAGAGGCAAACUGCCAUCAGGCAAAAGGCCUCCAAGACGACAGUGACUUACAACGCCGACCGCUUCAUUCCCAACCGGAGUGCAAGCUCUGCCAUCGCGAACGUCGGAUCCGGAAAGCUUGAGAUGCGCGACAAGAAGCGCCCAGGCUCGAGAGUUGGCCACAGCGAGGCGUCAUCGGUCCUUGCAUCGGCAACCGAUGAUGCCAUUGCGGCACUCGAGGGUCUUAACAUCAACGAGGACGAGGAACCCGCGUCACACCCCCGCCCCUCUCCCACUACGGUGGCAUACCAGGACUCAAUCGCGAAUGCUUGCGGUGUCAAUCUGAACACCCGCAUUCUGGAGUUCAAGCCCGCGCCUCCGGAGUCAUCCAAGCCCAUCGACCUGCGACAGCAGUACAACCGGCCUUUGAAGAACGCCAACGCCAGCUCGGCACAGUUUAGACGUCGCAUCGCCACCGCUCCGGAGCGCGUCCUGGACGCUCCCGGGCUUAUCGACGAUUAUUAUCUGAACCUCCUAGACUGGAGCUCGGGUAACCAGGUCGCCAUCGGCCUGGAGCGCAAUGUCUAUGUCUGGUCGGCAGAUGAGGGCUCGGUUAGCUGUCUUGUCGAGACGAGUCCCGAUACGUACGUGAGCAGCGUUAAGUGGUCCGGGGACGGGGCCUAUGUGGGCGUGGGUCUCGGUACCGGUGAGGUACAGAUCUGGGAUGUUGCCGAGGGCGUCAAGAUUCGCAGUAUGUUCGGACAUGACACACGGGUCGGCGUCAUGGGCUGGAACAAGCACCUCCUCUCGACCGGCGCGAGGAGCGGGCUCGUGUUCAACCACGACGUUCGUAUUGCGGAACACAAGGUUGCCGAGCUCGUCUCGCACACCUCGGAAGUCUGCGGCCUGGAGUGGCGCUCAGACGGUGCUCAGCUUGCCACGGGCGGGAACGACAACCUCGUCUCGAUUUGGGAUGCCCGGUCCCUGGCCGUUCCCAAGUUCACCAAGACAAACCACAAGGCGGCCGUCAAGGCUCUAGCUUGGUGCCCGUGGAACCUGAACCUGCUCGCUACCGGGGGCGGUUCGUACGACCGCCACAUCCACUUCUGGAACACGACCUCCGGCGCACGCGUCAACAGCAUCGACACCGGUUCGCAAGUGACAAGCCUGCGCUGGAGCCCUCACUAUCGCGAGAUUGUGAGCUCAAGCGGCUUCCCGGACAACUCGCUGAGCAUCUGGAGCUACCCUACGCUUGUCCGCAACGUAGAGAUCCCCGCGCACGAGAGCAGAGUUCUCCACAGUUGCCUCAGCCCUGACGGUCAGAUGCUCGCCACAGCUGCUGCCGACGAAAGCUUGAAGUUCUGGAAGAUUUUUGAGAAGAAGGCAGGAGCCGGCGCCGGCAUUGGCGGUGCUGGUGCCUCGGGAAAGGCCACCAUGACCAACCAGAUGACCAUCCGCUAAGUCUGGGGCCCGUUAUGCACGCACGGGAAUCCGGAGUAAAGAAUUUUAUGUAAUUCAUGAUUGUUUUGCUUAAUGUAGAUAAUUUGAUUAAAUAUCUCCGUGCGGGAGAGAAAUAGGAUCAUGUUUGAUCUGGUGUAUCGUCCACCAGUAUCAUUGGCGCAGUACCUAUGCAGGCCAGAGCCUGGAUUGACGGGUUGUGCCAACCGUAAACCGAUCCGCCGUCUGGCCUGUGUUUACCAUCAGGGAUUCCACCAUCUCGCCGGCUAAGUCUCAUAGAACAAAGCGAGAAGUAAAGCUGCGAGCUCCACGCAGAAAAUCUCUCCGUCUUAUGUUUGUAUGCGCUUGUUUGCUUAUAAGCCC
Messenger RNA from Chaetomium strumarium, 2252 nucleotides. Its product is annotated as WD40-repeat-containing domain protein. Gene Ontology annotation, biological process: anaphase-promoting complex-dependent catabolic process; positive regulation of anaphase-promoting complex-dependent catabolic process; positive regulation of ubiquitin protein ligase activity. Lineage: Eukaryota; Fungi; Ascomycota; Sordariomycetes; Sordariales; Chaetomiaceae. The record is from RefSeq and is a predicted model, not a curated record. Gene Ontology annotation, molecular function: protein binding; anaphase-promoting complex binding; ubiquitin ligase activator activity. The coding region runs from base 90 to 1892 and encodes 600 amino acids. Gene Ontology annotation, cellular component: anaphase-promoting complex. The transcript is spliced from 2 exons.